GAUGUUUAUGUCAAAUAGCAUAUUAAAAUUUUGCACUUAGAGCUACGGUAAGCAAAUAUCCAUAAUGUCCUAUAAAAUGACUUUUCAACUUAUACGUUAAAAGCUUAGGUAAUUUGUAUUCGAUGUCGAUGCCAGCCGACGUUUAUUACAACCUCACAGUGGAAUCAUUAGAUGUUUGCGAACGGUGCAUGCGACACUAAAGUGGUUACAGCCUACCUCACUUUCAUUAUGAACAAUUAACAUCUAAAUCUGCUGAUUCAUUUGAAUAUAGGGCAAUACUCCGGCAAAUUAUGCGAAUCGGGGCGAGUGGGCGGCGGCGGGACGCGGCACGACGGCGUGCGCUCGGAGGCGGGAGCGACCGCGGAGGAUCCCACUUCACGUCAAGUUGGCACCGUAGCGGACGCCUCACGCGACCCGGCGCCGCUCCUACACGCACCGCGCGGGAAAAUACGCGUACAGUAUCUACUACACACUCUGAAAAACAGUGAAAACUGAUACCCAAACCUGGAUCCCAUCCCACCCCCUUGGAUUUCUAUACGUUCAGUGUUUGUGAUAAUUCGAACAUACAACGUUUAAAGGAUGUGUGUUGGGGACACUAUAGUGUUAUUGAGUGAAAGUAUUUUGCAGUCGUAUAAUAAAAUGCUAGUUCAAUAAUGAGGGAAUUUAAAGCUGGUAAUAUGAAGAGGAGAAAUCAUAGUCAGACGUCGGAAAAGCCGAAAGGAAAACGAAGGCGUUUCCGAGAAAAUGCUGAAAGAUUGGCGAGGGUAGCACGGGAGGAGUCCAGGUCGGAACUAGCGCAAGAACCGCCUCCAACGAAAUACUUCCUGGGUAGCUGUAGCCUGCACUCGUGCGGUAAAGAGGCCGCAUGCAUGCCGUACAACAGUACCAUGCACUUCUGCCGAUGCACGUCGACCGGCCAGCCAGUGACCGAAGACUUCAAAUGCCCCAGAAGCACAGUUCCCGUGACUCUGAAACCCAUUUACAACGUGAUCCCGCCGAGAACAUCGAACGUCUCCGCCGACGGCAGAUACGCGCCAUCACCGCCCACCGCACAAGUAUCCAGUGGAGAGAUCAUAGCGGAAUCUACAACUGGAAACGGUUCCUUGUUACAGUCCGGCAUGAGCCCCAGCGUGGGCACCCUCAUAGCUGUCUCAAUAUCUGGUGCUGCAGUGCUCAUACUAUUGGUCUCAGUCAUCUUCCUAUACCUCAAAAAAAGGAUUUGCCAUGUGGAUGGGAAAACGCAACCUCGUGUGCGACCAGGAGAGCCUCUGCUUGCUGAACGGUAUAUAACGAACCCUCAGUAUGGUGUCUACGGAGCUGGCAGCGCGCCGGUGCCCGGCACGCCUGGCGACAUGGACGCCGACGACACCAACAAGUCACAAGUUCAGCUUCUUGACAGAAACGCUCUUACAUUCCUCGAAGAAGUCGGAGAAGGAUGCUUUGGAAAAGUUCAUAAAGGACUACUUAAGACCACAACAGACGAACAAGUAGUAGCAAUAAAGGUGCUGAAAGAAAGUGCUGGUCGCAACGCUGAAGAAGACUUCGUACGGGAAGUGUCGAUAAUGUCUGCAUUCCGACAUCCCAAUAUUCUUGCUCUUGUUGGCGUCGUGUACAGAGAUGACAUCAGCGCCAGUCCUUGGAUGGUAUUUGAAUAUAUGGAAUGGGGAGACUUGGCCGGAGUUUUACGAGGCUCCCGUGGCGGAGGCAGACCAGGGCCUCUGUUGGACGAGCCUGCUUUAUUACACGUAGCUUUGCAAAUAGCCCGUGGGAUGCAAUAUCUGGCCUCCCGAAGAUUUGUUCAUCGAGACCUUGCAGCAAGAAAUUGUCUGGUUGGCGCUAACCUCACUGUAAAGAUAGCAGACUUUGGAAUGUCCCGUGAUGUUUACACAUGUGAUUAUUACAAAAUGGGCGGCGAGCGGCCAAUGCCCGUCCGGUGGAUGUCUCCAGAAAGUAUUGUGUACGCUAGAUUUACACACGAAUCAGACGUUUGGUCCUACGGUGUAGUUUUAUGGGAAAUCUAUAGUAGAGGCAAACAACCCUUUUACGGACAGAAUAACGAUGGUGCCACAAAGCUUAUUUUACGAGGCAUUGUACUGGUACCUCCCGAAGACUGCCCACGUUUUGCCGGGGACUUGAUGCGUGCCUGCUGGAAGGCUGAUCCUCGCGACAGAAUAGGGUUUGAUGAAAUUUGUAGAAAAUUAGAGGAUGCAGCAGCAGGAGGUGGUACAGUCAUGCAAAUGAGGCUACCGCGACCUCCACCACCACCACAGGACUCAACAGGGUAUUUGAUUCCGAAAGAACAGCUGCCCGUUGACUACCUUAAAUUGACUUUACCGUCGCCUGAAGACAGUGCUGAUAUGGAAGCGGCAUUUGACUCUAGUGAUGAGGAAGAGGACGAUGAGGAGUACACCUGACAGCCCGCGCUGGUGCCGGCCUCGCAAUACGUGCCGCGCUCCUCGCCCUCGGCCACCGCCGCCGCCAUGGCUCUCACCUGCACAUUCCGAUCUCAAGGCAGCGUCUUCUCUCAAUUUCAGUGUUAACUAAUGCAGACGUUCAGCAGCAACUUCAAACAGGAAUGUAAUUUCGACAUAAUAGAGUCAAUACUCAACUCAACAAUUACCUACCUAAGUGUGAUAUUUUUUUCAUAAUAAUUCAUAAGUAAAUUUUUACAUGGACAAUUCUUGUUAUAGGUAGAUAUGUCAAUGUAUUUGAUAUUUAAAAAAGUGUGUUGUGUAUUUAAUAAAUACCUUAGUGUAUAAUUACGUAAUCUAUGUGCCAUAUGCCAAAAAUAAAAGUACCUAAAAUAUAAGACGAUAGAUCAAUUUACAAGUACAAUAUUAUGUAUUGAAACAAGCCAUUGUGGACUUACACCUACAUACCUAAAUGUACAUGGUUUAAGAGUAAGUAUGACUGAACUUUGUAUUUGUCGAUAAGAUGUAUGUUUAUAGUAUAAAACGAUACAAUCAAUGACGUAGUAAUAUAGAUAGACAUUUUAUCCUAGUCUUAGGCUACGUUUCUAAAGUUGUUACGGACAUCUGAUGCAGAGCUUCUAGGGAUCACGCUCAACUAAGUUGCAAUAAAUCUCAUAAUCGUAUUAAUUGCAAUGUACGCCUAAUAGCCUUGGCCUUUGUUCAACCACUCAUUCUACCGUAUUUUCUGUUGUGUAAAUUUUCCCAUAAGAGAAAGACACGUAGCAAAAAAUGCAUAUAUUACAUUUAAAAUACAUCAUCAUCAUCUCUGUCUACUUCUGGUAAAAGGCCUCCUAAAAUAUGUACCUCGACAUAUUAAUGUACUCUAAUGCAUUUCUCUAUAAUACUAAUUUAAUGUUCAAUAAUAUGGACAAUGAAAUCGGGUAUUCCCAUUAAAUGCAAAAAAGUGUACCUAUAGCUACGCCAUGGCACACGAAGUGUCACAGUGAUUCGCAAAAGCAAGGCGUAAUCUGGUUACAGACAAAACUUGAAAAUACGGUUGUAGCAGCGGACGUUAGUAGCAGCUAUUUAUGACUCCGGCAGCGGGCAGUGAUAACUGUCAACUAAUAAAUAAAUACAUUUUAAAGAGCGUAUUUGAAGUACCGAUAUAAGUAUAAUGUUGUGAAUAUGUAUGUAAAUAAAGUUAACAGUGAUGA
Molecule: messenger RNA, 3625 nt
Organism: Trichoplusia ni (cabbage looper)
Lineage: Eukaryota; Metazoa; Arthropoda; Insecta; Lepidoptera; Noctuidae
Product: tyrosine-protein kinase transmembrane receptor Ror-like
Exons: 9
Coding region: 654-2414 (586 amino acids)
Biological process (GO): protein phosphorylation; cell surface receptor protein tyrosine kinase signaling pathway; multicellular organism development
Cellular component (GO): axon; signaling receptor complex
Molecular function (GO): ATP binding; neurotrophin receptor activity; neurotrophin binding
Source: RefSeq, a predicted model, not a curated record